AUGACACAGGAGCAAGCUGUGCACGAGGCGAAACUGGCAGUGGCGCCGUUCGAGCUGGAAUUUGUCACUGUUGGUUGGCAUAAAGUAUAUGGCAUACAGCAGCGUGUUGCUGAGCGCCUUGUUGAUCGCGAGAAUAUCAUACUGGCGGGUGAUACAGCGCACACUCACUCCAGUGGUACGGCUCAGGGUAUGGACGUCGGGAUGCACGAUGUUGUAAGCCUCGGCUGGCGACUGGCCGGCGUCCUGAAAGGAUGGUAUCCCCAAGCAGUUCUGGUGAACUACUCAGACGAGCGCAAAGCUGUAGCACAGCAACUCAUCGACAACGACAAGGUUAUCAGUACACUCAUUUCAGGACAGAAACCAGAGAGCAUGCAAGAUCGGCCAGAGGAUGUCAUGACGUUGAUGAACGAGUUCAUGGACAAGACUGGCGAUUUCGGCCUAGGUCUCGGCGUGAAGUAUCCCAGGGUGAACCUGCUCAAUGAUGGCGACCAUGCUUAUGCCGGAGUCAAGAUCUUUCCUGGCAAUCGAGCACUCGAUGCGCUCUUUGCAAGGCCAGGGUUUCGUCGUCAAAAUGUCAGGCUGCACGAGGUGCCCAAGAACAAUGGCAAGUUCAAGGUAAUGGUGUUCGUUGGCAAGCCUGACAUGACACGAUCUGCACUUUCUGGCCUGAGAGCUCAAGUCGACAAGUACAAGGAUAGGCACGCUCAUGCAGUCGACUUUCUAACCAUCAUAAAGGGUCUUGGUCUGGCGUUUGACGAGCCUCUGGGUAUGCGAAAGUUCGGCAACGCGUUUUGGGAUAUCGACAGCAGUGCGCAUUGGACGUACGGAAUUGCAGACUUCGAUGGUGCAGUCGUUGUGCUUCGACCCGAUGGUAUCAUCGGCGCAUCUGCACCGUUGAGAGGGUAUGAGGAGGUCGUGGUGCCGUACUUCGAUCGCUUGAUGCUCGCUCGAGCCUCGGUCAAGCAAGCCCAAACGAUCGACCAGCGUCAUAUCGGUGAGCUACAUGUACUCAACCCUUUCGAGAACAGCCUUACACAUUCUCGGAAGAAUGUAGAAGUGUCGACAUGA
Messenger RNA from Fulvia fulva, 1068 nucleotides. Its product is annotated as Phenol hydroxylase. Gene Ontology annotation, molecular function: FAD binding. The record is from RefSeq and is a predicted model, not a curated record. The coding region runs from base 1 to 1068 and encodes 355 amino acids. The transcript has a single exon. NCBI's taxonomy places the organism in Eukaryota, Fungi, Ascomycota, Dothideomycetes, Mycosphaerellales, Mycosphaerellaceae.